Messenger RNA from Somion occarium, 1273 nucleotides. The record is from the annotation of a GenBank genome assembly. Lineage: Eukaryota; Fungi; Basidiomycota; Agaricomycetes; Polyporales; Cerrenaceae.
GAUCUUCAUGUCUUCUCACACCAAUGCAUCGCCUAGCCGUCGACAGCACCGCCCUUCAUGAAAUGGAAUCGGAAGAGCCUCACACAUCACUUCGUCCCUUGUAACUUAGACGCUAUGCGUCCUGCUCAGAGGUUCCUUCUUCUGUGCAGCCGCCUGACCCGAUCUUGGGAAGUUUGAUGAACAAGAUCGAACCUCUGCAGCAACGCCGCUAUGGCAAGAUCCUAGGACUACUUCAUUGAUUAUGCUAUCCUUAUUGUUAUCGCAUUGCGAACCCACCAAAAUCGACAUCCCCACUUCCUGCCAUGUUCCAACGUUUCUUAUCUAGGUCACCCUCAGGCUUCAACGGAAGCCUACCUUUCACUUUACCUCAAGCCGAACAACCUCCAGACUUUCAUUUCUGCAGACUUUUUCCUGAUGAUGAUUUGCCUAUGUCCUUGGCUCGUCAUGAGCAUUACCUGUGUUCCCAACUUCGUUUGAAACCUGCAAUGAAGGUUCUCCAAGUCGGUUGUGGCACUGGUCAUGUCGCAGUCGAGUUGAUUCGUUUUUCGAAUGUUGAGGUCGUUGGCGUGGACGUAGAUGAAUCGAAGGUUAAGUCUGCAAUCGCCCGGGCUGAGAAGCUACGCCUCACUGAUAGACUCACUUUUAUUCACGUGUCAGACUAUAGCGACUUGAGCUCAGUACUCUCAGAGAAGUCCUUUGACGUCGUGUAUGCAAUAGAAUCCCUCCGGAACGCCCCCGAUUUUGCCUCGAUAUAUAGAGAACUAUACUUUGCUCUCAGACCCGGCGGGAAGCUUGGAGUAUUUGAAUGGUGUUGGGCUUCUUCCUUCGAUGUCAACGACCCCGAUCACUGUCGUUUAGCAAUGCUCCUGCAAUCAACUACGGGCAUAUCACCUCGGGAACCCAUGGCCCGCUCGAUAUCAGCCGCUUCAGAGGGUUUGAAAGCUGCAGGCAUGAAUGUAUUAUUCUGCGAAGAUCUUGGGGAAAGACAUGAUCGAAUACCAUGGUACUCACCAUUGGAACGAGCUUUGUCAAAUUCCAGGACACCUUGGCAGUCUCUGGAAGACUGUGACGUAUUCGGUGGCUUGAGCCAGACGGCAGCUUCUGUCAUCCUGGAAGCAGCUAAGCUGAACCUCUUUACACCUAUGGCGUUGUUCAUAGCUGAAAAGCCGAAAAACUGAGUUGCACAUCCCCCUCUCGUAUACUACAAGUCGGACAGAGUACAUUUAUAAGAGUAUCGCCAGUAGCUCUAACGACGGAUACAUGUGUAUAGCUA